AUGCAAGUCCAUUCCAAGAGUAUGGACCGUGUUGGCUCAAUCUGUCCCCACUUACAAGGUUAUCAGAUCGGACAGCUCAUCAAUGUUGUAGUCGAUGCCGUCUUUGAAAAUCAUAUUGUCUGUCGAGCUAGCCGGCCCAUUCGGCGAUUCACGCCAUUUGCUAUUCCAAACCGAAAACGUAUUCGUUCCUUUUGUAAAUCCGGAUGUGCUGGCGCACCGAAAAGGCGACGCCUUAUCGAGGCUCUAAAGUCAGUGAUGGAAGUCAAUGGCGAAGAUGAAUAUAAUAUAAAUGAAGAUAGACAAGCUGAAGAGUAUGAAAAUAAAACGAUAGAUGCAUCGGAUCUUGGGGAUGACAAUGGUUCAAGUCAGUCCUCUAAUUGGACUGCUCCGGCAUUUUGCAUCUCGGCUAAUUUUCCUGAUAACGCAAGCAAAGAGACCCCUGCUGUAGGCCAAGUUAUGCCUGGUGUUAUAGUAUUACUCGACUUAGCCAAAGGUCAACUAGAAGUGGUUCUGACUGAAUGGUUUGUCUCUGGCAGAGCAAAUCAUUUGAGUAAAAAGUCUAUUCCACCUAAUACUGGUCAAUCUGUUGCGUCGACCGUGCUGGCGAUCCGGCCUCGUGAUUUUGUCAUCGUUGGCCUUAGAGGUCAUGCUCUAGGUCGGCUUGGUGUGGUUCCAGCACGUCGCUGCUUUAACGAAUUUCUCGAAAGCAACGCAUGGUUCCCUGGUCAGAAAAAUCAUGUGACCAUUCGACGGUUAGUUGAUUGUGAAUUCGUUCUAUUGGCAUCCUAA
Messenger RNA from Protopolystoma xenopodis, 789 nucleotides. NCBI's taxonomy places the organism in Eukaryota, Metazoa, Platyhelminthes, Monogenea, Polystomatidea, Polystomatidae. The record is from the annotation of a GenBank genome assembly.